Messenger RNA from Schistocerca americana (American grasshopper), 3204 nucleotides. Its product is annotated as putative fatty acyl-CoA reductase CG5065. Gene Ontology annotation, cellular component: peroxisome. Lineage: Eukaryota; Metazoa; Arthropoda; Insecta; Orthoptera; Acrididae. Gene Ontology annotation, molecular function: alcohol-forming very long-chain fatty acyl-CoA reductase (NADP+) activity. Bases 81 to 1637 code for a protein of 518 amino acids. The record is from RefSeq and is a predicted model, not a curated record. The transcript is spliced from 9 exons. Gene Ontology annotation, biological process: long-chain fatty-acyl-CoA metabolic process.
CCUGCUGGAGAGCGGCCGCUGACAACAGCACCGGUGCUGGAGGACUCAGCUGCAGACACACGUGUCACAGGUCCGGCAAUAUGAGCGAGGCGGCGGGCGCCAUCCCGGAUUUCUUCCGCGGACGGCAUCUCUUGGUGACGGGCGCCACCGGCUUCAUGGGCAAGGUGCUGGUGGAGAAGCUGCUGCGCUCCUGCCCCGAGAUCAGCACCAUCUACCUGCUGAUGCGGCCAAAGCGCGGGACUGACGUCCGCACGCGACUCGACGAGCUGCUCAAUGCCACCCUGUUCGACCAGCUGCGGCGCGAGCGCCCGGACGCGCUGAACAAGCUGGUGCCGGUGUGCGGCGACAUCACGAGCCCUCACCUCGGACUCAGCGCCACCGACCAGAAGAUCCUCGCCGACAACGUCUCCGUCGUCUUCCACUCGGCCGCCACCGUCAAGUUCGACGAGAAGCUCAAGCUGUCCGUCGCCAUGAACAUCGUCGGCACCAAGCGCCUAGUCCAACUCUGCCACAAGAUGGACAAGCUCGAGGCGCUGGUGCACGUGUCGACUGCGUACUGCAACUGUGACCGCAGCGAGGUGUCGGAGAUGGUGUACCCACCGCCCGCAGAUCCCGAGAAGAUCGUCGAGUGCGUCGAGUGGAUGGACGAGGACCUGCUGGACGCAAUCACGCCCAAGAUCAUCGGCAACCGGCCCAACACGUACACCUUCACCAAGGCGCUGGCGGAGCACAUGCUGGUGGAGCAGAGCGGCGGCCUGCCCGUCGCCAUCGUCCGGCCCUCCAUUGUGACGGCGGCGUGGAAGGAGCCGAUCCCCGGCUGGGUGGACAACCUGAACGGGCCGACGGGCCUGCUGGCGGGCGCGGGCAAGGGCGUGCUGCGCACCAUCCUGUGCCACCGCGACAUGGUGGCCGACCUGGUGCCCGUCGACGUCGCCAUCAACCUGCUCAUCGCCGUCGCCUGGUACACCGCCACGCAGAGGCCAAACAGCAUCCUGGUCUACAACUGCACCUCGGGCAGCGCGAACCCGAUCCGGUGGCGAGACGUCGAGGAGAUCGGCCACGAGAACCUGCUGAAGAACCCGUUCAGCGACGUGCUCUGGUACCCCGGCGGCAGCUUCAAGAGCUCCAGGCUCGUCAACAACUUCUGCGUGUUCGCCUUCCACUUGCUACCCGCCUACGUGCUCGACAUCGCAGCACGCCUCUCCGGGAAGAAGCCCAUCAUGGUGCGCGUGCAGAAGAAGCUGUCGCGCGCCGUCUCGUGCCUGGAGUACUUCACGACGCGCGAGUGGCGCUUCUCGUGCGAGAACGUGCGCCAGCUGCUGGGCAAGCUGCGCGGCGCCGACGCCACCAACUUCGCCUUCGACGUGUCCGCCGUCGACUGGCGCCACUACUUCGAGCAGUACGUGCUGGGCACCCGCCGCUUCAUCCUCAAGGAAGACCCCAGCACCUUCCCCACAGCCCGCAGCCACCUCAGGAGGAUGUACUGGGUCCAUCGCGCGACGCAGGUGGCGCUGUUCGUGCUGCUGUGGCGGGUGCUCAUGAUGCGGUCCGAGGCGGCGCGCCAGUUGUGGCGAAUGGCGUUCGCGCUCGUGCUUCGCCUCGCUCAGGCCGUGCCCGUCGUCGUCCGGCACCAGUGACCACUCGCGUGCCAUCUAUCGGCCGCGCGCCUCACCGUCGCCCCUCCAAUGCCCUCUGCCGCCCGCCUCGCGAAAUUGUCGGAGACAGAGGACAGUCUGGCCGUUGAGAGCGGCUCCCGACUCACACUUCGGGACUUCUGCGGACAACGUUUGCGUUCCUGAGAGAUUGUUCGCCUUAUUUGUGGUACUGGUGCCAAUGUGAGCCCGUGAGGUUCCGGUUAAGUACGUUAAACUUCACACUACCACCUCCAACAUCAAUGAGCAAUUGUAACAUUGCCAGAUACACAAUAUGAGACGAGACAUUCACAGCUACUCUUCAUCCUAUAUUCAUAAAAUUCCCACACAUUUUAAAAAUAAUUAGAGCGAUACAUCAGAAACAAUCUACCAAAAAAAUUGAAACAUCUUAAAAUCCAUUUUACUAAUGUGCUACUUUUUGCUACUUUAUGAUUUUGACCAGGCUUGUUUGACCAUCUGACAAGCGAGGAGUUUCAGAUCGCACGAAUGUAGACACAAUAGUAAACACAGAUGAUAUCAUAAAGAUAGGCUCUGAUAACAACUGUUACACACCUAUAGUCACAUGGCAUAGGGAAUAAAAAUGUUAAAUCCUAGCACUACACAAGUAACUGCCUUCUUUCAAAUAUCAUUUUCAUUGUGAUGUUUAAAGCUUUCCCGGCGUACUGAUUGUUCCAUAAAAACACGGGAGAACUGCUGGAUAUCGGUAACGUCCUGCCACGAUAUUUCGGCGCAGAGUCUUCUGGCCAUCUUCAGGUGAGUGCCGAAAUAUCGUGGCAGGACGUUACUGAUAUCCGGCAGUUUUCCCGUGUUUUUGUGGAACAAUCAUUUUCAUUUUUUCAAAUAUUUCGGAAGAUACUGGCCGUGAGAGUUCACAUGUUACAAGUGCGAGCACGCGAACUUGUUUUAUUGGAACUGGAACGUUGACAUGCAGUGCCUAAGGUGAUCUUUUAUUCACAGUAUAAUUCUCAAUAUUAUAAUACACAUAACGGACAUCCGCACUUCAGAAAAAAUUUCACUGACGACAGCUGUUUAACUUUCUGUGGUUCUUUUUUCUGUCAGCAAUGAGCAGAAACUGUCAGCAGAAAACCCAUCUUCAUAUGGCCAUUUCAGACGUCGUACGAGACUUAAACAGCCAACGUUCACAACGGUAUUUUCCAUUCAUAUUUUUUCCUGAACGCCUUUCUUGCUUAAAGACGCAUAUCAGGAUCAGCAGUCAUGCAACUCCAAGCAGAUGAAUGUCUCCCUCUCACUGGACACAGUAACCAACGCUGCAAUCGUAACACGUGUUUUCAUAGAGUGAAGAAGUCUUAUUGCAGUCUAAGAGCUGCAUUAUGGAUUUUGUAUGGGGGCGUGGAUUGUUUUUGGCACUGUUGGCUUAAUUCAGUGUCAUCGCCUCUCUAUAUAUUCAAAAGGACUACGUAGAAAUCGUUUCGAUGUUAUUUACAAACACAUGUUUUAUAUUUUGUAUAAGAUGUUUUUAUUGUACCUAUUGUAAGUAAUGCUAACUAUGUUAAGAAAAAAAAUGUAACUUAAAUUUGUAUCCACGUUUAAU